UGGUAUGGGCUGUGAUUGUACCCUCAGGUCCCUCAUAUGAUUGAAGCUGAUGUCAUCAUGAGAGAUUAUGAUCCCAUGGAGCCAAUCAUGGCUCACCCCCCUGACACAGAUAGUGACAUCACACUGAAAGAGUGGCUAGAGAAAGUGAAGAUAAACAGCAAAGGAAUAAAACUGGACUUUAAGAGCUUGGAGGCUGUGUCUCCAUCCCUGACUCUACUGGAGGACCUGUUGACUGAGCCAGACCGUCCACUGUGGAUCAAUGCAGACGUCCUCAGUGGACCCAGUGGACGAACCGCACCUUUGGACUUCCAGGCUUUCCUCUCUCUUGUUUCAGGUCUUCCUGCUCAGACUGUGCUGUCUCUUGGCUGGACAACAGGAUGGACUGUGGGAACUAAUAACCCAGGUUACAGCUGGGACAUGGUGCAUGCCAUGGAGGAGAAGAGCAGAGAUCUGAAACAUCCUGUCACCUUCCCGGUUCGUGCUGCGCUGCUGGCUCAGUCCUUCUCCCAGCUAUCAUGGCUGCUGCAACAGUCAGACAGGUACACGCUUACAGUGUGGACAGGCCAACAUGAUGAAUUUGCUCCUCAGGACUUAAAGCUUUACAGAAAACAUUUUGAUGUGAGCAGAAUCUAUUAUGACCUGCCGAACUCUCAAACAGCAGAACUCUUGGUGAUGUCAUGACUGAAGACGACCAACUGCCGUUUCCUAAACCUCACAACAGACUGCCUGCUGCUCAGUACAGAUUGGGAGAGGGAAGAUAAAUUUGUCUUUGCUCACAUUAUAUGAAAUAAAAAUUACAGAUGUCACUGUAGUUUUGAAGGGCAAUCUACAAAAGAAGCAUUAUUAAACUCGUUACACAAGGAGCUGUCGGCCACAAUGUAAUCCCUUUUUGCUCUGGAAAAGGUAAUCCACCUAAACUGGAUGCUUUUCAUUCAAACUUUAAAAUGAAACAAAGUUUCCUGGAGCACAAAGGAAGAACUAUUGCUGCUUAUACUGGCUGCAUUCCUAUAACUGACAUGAAGAUGCUCCUCUUAUUCUAAGCAUAAGUUUUUCCUAAGCACUAACUCGCCCACUACAUCUGCUGAGUAAUUUGGGGUUUUUUUGUUCUGAGUUGGGAAAAAUUCACAUUACAUUUAAUGUUGUGUCAUGUUUCAUCAUAUAAUGUACUUUGAAAUUCCUUGUUGCUGAAACGUACUGUACAAAUAAAUGUUACUGAUAUGGAUGACAUCUGUAAAACUGUUUAUCCUAAACUUUUUUUAUUCUUGUGAAUAAAACUUUUUUGAAUAGUU
Molecule: messenger RNA, 1289 nt
Organism: Poeciliopsis prolifica (blackstripe livebearer)
Lineage: Eukaryota; Metazoa; Chordata; Actinopteri; Cyprinodontiformes; Poeciliidae
Gene: fam151b
Product: family with sequence similarity 151 member B
Exons: 4
Coding region: 37-681 (214 amino acids)
Source: RefSeq, a predicted model, not a curated record